CCACAGCACAUAGUUUGACUCACUUCCCUCAUUGCCACACCCCAGAGCUCCUGUGCUGAAAUUUGACACAGACCUCUCUACCGUUACAAGUGUUAGGACUCAUUCCCACAGUCUGCUGAUUUUCUGUCCAUAUCCACACACAGAGAAGAUCACUUCAGAAUGCCUCUUGGGGGUGGAAACAAAUGUGGCUGCUGCCAGAAAACAGUGUAUUUUGCAGAGGAAGUGCAGUGUGACGGGCAGAGCUUCCACAGAUCCUGCUUCCUGUGCAUGGUGUGCAGGAAAAAUCUAGACAGCACUACUGUAGCCGUGCAUGAGAAUGAGAUCUACUGCAAAGCCUGUUACGGCAAAAAAUAUGGGCCCAAAGGCUACGGCUACGGCGCUGGCGCAGGAACUCUGAGCAUGGACAAAGGAGAGUCACUGGGAAUUAAACAUGUGGAGCCUCAAGAACACCAGCCAACCAAUAACCCCAACACAUCUAAGCUUGCUCAGAAGUUUGGCAGCUCUGAUGUUUGUCCACGGUGUAGCAAGGCCGUCUACGCAGCUGAAAAAGUCAUAGGGGCAGGAAAUGCAUGGCACAGGGGUUGUUUCCGAUGUGCAAAGUGUGGCAAGGGGCUGGAAUCUACAACUUUAGCCGACAAGGAUGGAGAAAUCUAUUGCAAAGGUUGCUAUGCCAAAAACUUUGGACCAAAGGGCUUUGGCUAUGGUCAAGGCGCUGGAGCGCUGUCACACACUCAAUAGAUCAGCAUGACACAAUUUACCCAACAUUCCCCCAUUCGUAAGCAUCUGUAGAAGCACCUAAACACCUCCUGCUCACGUACAUGUGCAUGUCAGUGUCUUCAAAAAUGAAAGUCAAGUCAAAAAGGAAACCAGAGUCCAGGUGCCACUGUCUAAAUCUUACACGCGACACAUUCCACAAAAUGUCAUGUCAUUGUCUUAAACCCAUAAACAUCUCUUCUUAACUCUUGAACACUGCCAAAUGCUUUGAAGAACGUCAAGUAUGCAAACUAAAGAUGGGAUUAAGACUUAAUCUGCUCACCUAAGAUGAUCACUUGAGUUUGCACAGGUUUAGUGGAACCUGAGCUGUGCUGUUACGUCAGUAUUCCUCUGCUUAGAUGUAUUGUCUGUUCUUAAAUGGAUCUGCAUACCAGUUUACUAGUUUACCACAUGCUUGUGUGGGCUUAAAUCACUGUAAAGAAUGUUUUCUUCAGCAUGACUGAGUCACAAGUACUUCCUGGCUUAAGAUGCCCUACAUUUAUUUCACUAUCAAUGGAAAAAUAUCCCACAUAUCCAUUCUGCACGUACUGUACUUCAAGAAGAUGUUAUAGAAGUAAAUGUACAAAUAUGCACAA
Molecule: messenger RNA, 1349 nt
Organism: Cyprinus carpio (common carp)
Lineage: Eukaryota; Metazoa; Chordata; Actinopteri; Cypriniformes; Cyprinidae
Gene: csrp1a
Product: cysteine and glycine rich protein 1a
Biological process (GO): sarcomere organization; muscle tissue development
Cellular component (GO): nucleus; Z disc; cytoplasm
Molecular function (GO): structural constituent of muscle; actinin binding
Source: RefSeq, a predicted model, not a curated record